AUGACUGAGAAUUCACAAUCAUCUACGCCUACGCAGGAUAGUGGCACAUCUACACCGGGCUCCAGUAGUGCGGGAGAUGCACCCGCAACUGAGUUUAAGGUGUACAAGCCUCCAAACUCAUCAACCACCAGCGCUCCUCUAGAAGAACUGCCAGACUCCUACUUCACCCCAUCUCCUGCUGACCUGAAGGCUGCUCAAGCAACAUUAAGCGCCCGGACACGAUCACUAGUUGAUGCACCGCUACAAGUACGAGCUCAGCGAGAGGCAGCAGAGAAGUCAAAGAGAGAUCGAUGGCCAAAUACAACGAUACGUGUCAGGUUCUCUGAUCGAACACAGCUGGAAAAGAUUUUUCCCUCUACGGACAAAAUUCGCUCCGUGUACGCAUUUGUGCGCUCGUCCCUCCGAGAUGAUGUAAAGCCUAUCAAGUUCAUCCUAUAUCAAUCUCCUCCCAAGCGCGACCUGAAGGUAUCAGACCCAAAUGUCCGCGAUUUAAGCUUGGCACAACUGCAGCUUGCCCCAUCAUCAGUCCUCCUUCUGCGUUUCGAAGACGAAUCUUUGAAUGGCACGAAUGUCCCCGCACCCCUAUUGCCAUCCAUUGCAGAAAGUGCCAUCGAGCUACCGAAACCCCCCAGUGCUGAAGCCGAUCCUCGCAAGGUAGAGAAGUCUGCUACACCUCCCACAACGUCGACCACAAGUACCGGGAAAAAGAUACCGAAGUGGUUGAAGGCAGGUCUAAGUACGCGGCUUGCUUUGUUGGCUUUCCGUUUCUCAUAUUCAUUCCCAGGAAAGUGA
Suillus discolor is the source of this 792-nucleotide messenger RNA. RefSeq lists its product as uncharacterized. The record is from RefSeq and is a predicted model, not a curated record. The transcript is spliced from 5 exons. Gene Ontology annotation, molecular function: protein binding. NCBI's taxonomy places the organism in Eukaryota, Fungi, Basidiomycota, Agaricomycetes, Boletales, Suillaceae. Bases 1 to 792 code for a protein of 263 amino acids.